AAGUUGUUGGAGUCGUCCCACGCUUGGCUCGGCGCCUCCACCUCCAGUAUAGCAGCUGACUAUACGACCCUGCUGAAGCUGAAGGCGCCCACGUGGACGCGGCACGAUCUCCAGGAGGCGAUCGAGGCCGUGGUGACCCAGAAGAUGCGCUUCACCCAGGCGUCGACCAAGUACGGCAUCCCGAAGGGCACCCUCUACGACAACAUCCUCGGCAAGUCCAAGAGGAUGAUGAUCCUCGAGGAGACCGCCCUCGAUCCAGGCGAGGAAACGGCGGUGCUCGAGUUCUGUUGCGACAUCAGCGUGAGCCCGUACAAUCGGCGCACGAAGAAAUCCCUGAACGCGAUAUUGAACUUCGUCGAGCGUCUCAGGCGGAAGCACGACCCCGGCUUCAUGUUCACCGGGCUGUCGGGCUUCCGCUGGUGGUGGGCCUUUUGCAAGAAGCACUCGAUAGUCUCGCUCUACAUCAACGACGAGAACGAGAACGGUGCCGAUUCCUCUUAACGUCGCCGGUCCGCUCAAUAUCGAGAUAGUUCACGGGAGAGACAUGGUUUUAAAAAGUUCAGAUUACGCCUGAUCUUCUAUUUUCUUAAUUUUUCCGUCGCAUGCAGAUAUUCGUUAAACAAUCUCGUCUAUUUACAUCGUGAGUCGGUAAAAAUUUGCUUCGUCUCCGAGACAACGGUGAAUACUCGAUCUUUUUGACGGACGUUGAUUCUUAUUAAGCAGAAUUGCGCGAAAAUGUAAUCCGAAGUAGGAUUCCGCCAUGUCUCUCUCUCCUGAUUAUCACGACUGCGAGAGACUCGUCGGCCGAGAAUGCGGCAGUGGUCCCUUUGCCUCGCGGACGAGAAUGAAGAAAAAUGUGGAAAAUUUAAUGUCCCAGCGACAACGAAUUCAUUCAAGCGACAUUAAGGCAAAGAGAAUAUAGUAAGUCGGAUUCGAGGCGGCAUCGCGGCAUGCCGUCGGACGCCGACGCACCAUGCAACCUUUAUUCGCUUCCCCGGCCGUGAUGCACUCGCAUUCUCGGACCGUAAAGAGACACGGCGGCGCGUUUUAAGAGAGAGCACUACCAUUCGAUUAUCUUAAGAUUAAAUACGCCUUUUGCAAUCGUCGUCAAUUCACACUUCAAAAAACUCUAAUUAUAAGGAUUAAAUUAAAGAGAAAAAAAAAACAUUUAACGAGAACGAUAUCUUCCAACACGAUAUCUCCGAACACGUUUGAACAUUUUCACGAUCGCUGUCCUUUUCUGUCUUUUUGUUUUUUUUUUCUUUUUCAAUCCACUUGUAUGAUUCCUCCGGAGCAUGCGCGCGGUGACCGACAAUCGACGCGCAAUCCGUAGACUUCAACGCGGAAAAUCGCUGCACAAGCAAGGUCGCGAGAAGAAUUUGCCUGCUAAUUGAAAAUCGAACGCCCAGCGUUUGCGUCGCGUGCUCCGGGCAAUCGCGCGAAAUGAUAACGCGGUAAAAUCGGAAAAGGGGGGAGGAGUUUUAAUCGGCAAAAAAUGUCUACGUUCGAUUAAAUUUAAUAUCCAUCAGAAUCAAUUGCAUCAACGGCGAUUAGCGCGGUUAUUCCCUCGCGACAAUAUUCCCCCGAUCCUUUCUCCCUCGAUUCUCCAACGCUUCUGAAGUAAUAGAAUUUCCAUGACAUAUCAUACAAUAAGAGGACUGUUCGUUAAUUUAUUUGCGGAUAACUCGUUUCGCAUUGAGAACGCACGCGAGAAAUAUUUAUGCUUAAAAGAGAGGGAGGAAACGGGACGGAAACGCGUUCAACGUUUAAGCUUUUAUGAAAAUUUUCGCGAUUCAGCAACAAAAGUGCGAUUUAAAAGCGCAACGUUAAUUUGUCACGGGCUCAAAGUAGUCGUACGUUCUUAUUAAUUUGCGUUUAUUUUCUCGUUAAUUGCAAAGGUUGUAACAAGAGAAAUUCAACGUUAAUACCAAUUGAAAAGGAACAGCGUCGCGGAAUAUUUUCGAACGCGUCUCCAAUUUCGGGAGCUCCGUGUCGCGAGUCGCAUUCUUGCAAAUCAUACUUGUGAAUGACUUGGCGUGUAACGAGUUUAGUGCCCUCCACUCAUCUCCGUCUUCCACGUAAUUUAAUCGACGAACACGAGGCCGAGAGGUAUACACCCUUGCCUCUCCUCGCAUAUAUAUACCGCACUCUGUACAUACUUUACGACGCACGCCGUGUGUGAUACGUCUCGAAUCGAUGGGACCAAAUUAUCACCGAGAUCGUCGCUCACGGUAUUGUCGUAAUUAGAUAUUUUUCUACGAGUUUUAUUAGCGAGACAUUUGUUUAAGUUAUUAGCGUUGCCAUGUUGUUAUGCGCGCGUUGGACUCCACGUCCGUUUUGCUGCCCCGACAAUAAUUGCGAGAUAAUUAUCUUUAUCUUUAGUAUAUUAGAAUCGCGGAGAGAAAAGCGCGCGCGCGCGCUCUCUGUAAGAAAGUACGGCGCGCGUUUCUGUUAACAUUCCAAAUCUAUCUAACGGAUAAUCGCGUUUAUGAAACGAGCACAUAUCCGUUCCUCGUUAGAGCGAGGCAUUGUUUGAGACUGGAGGAAGGAUUAGAAAGACGAUUUACGAAUGUGAGGAGCAAAUGAAUGAAGGAAGUAUGUCGCCUACUUAACCGCGAGUUGAUCUAAUAGCGCGAUAAAUAUUCCAACAACGAACGAAAAUAUUUUACAAAACGUAACGUGUGAGACGCAGUAAUUAAAUUGAAAUAUUUGUGCAGCUUACGUGCCGCGGUUAUUUAACGGGCAACGUAAAUAGUACGGGCGUAAUGUGCGAAGGAACAGUCUCGGAUAAACGUUAACGAAAGUAGAGCAAAGCGGCGGACCGUAUAAAAGAGAGCUACAUCUAAAUAUAUAUCGGUUCAGAAUUGAGCCGCACGCGACUCAAGUGUUAAAUCGCGAUAAGUAACGCGAGAUCGUUAUUCGGCCUAGCUGAUAUUAAAAAUCGUUUCGUAAAAAUAACGCGCGGCGACGUCGCAUGUGUGUUUUUACAUAUACGCAUAAUCCGUUCUCGCGAUUAAACUUAUAUUAUAUAAAUCGAUUCACAUUCUAACCGCGAGCUGGAAUGCCGUAUCCCGAUAUAGUAUAGCGACAAACGGGACAAAACUCCGCGCUCGAAAUAGUUGACGCUGAAACUUCAGGGGGCAUAUCUUCCUCGUGCGUUUAGCUCUCUCUCCGUUUGCGAAAAAUCCUCAUUCCGCGACGCGUGAUACUUGACGACGAGGAGCGAUAUUAGAUUACCUCCACCACCGGAGCGUGUCGCGGAACCGGCGGCGCGGGCGCGGCACGACACUUUUGUCAGCGUCGGACGUUUCGCGGCGGGAGGAGAGAAAAAAAACGACUCAAUUACUCGCGCGGGGAACCGGACGGACGUUAACAGGGUACGCUUUGGACGGCUGACUUUUUGCGGCAAUUAUUGGCCGCGACUGACGUGAUACCGCACGUCGCAUCGCCGUCGCAUCGCGGACAAUAAGCGGCUAAUAUCCAGCAAUUAUCGAUCAACGCGCGGCAAUUAAUGUCGAGAGCCGGCUUUCCUCGCAGAAAAACAUAACGCCGCUAAUUUUUCCUCAUGUCCGAUAAGGAUGACUCGAGUCAGAUUUGUAAGAUAACUCGCUGGAAAAAUCCGGUUAGCGAAAUCCUCGGGUAUUAUCGUCGUUUUAUGAUAAGGAACGACGUACGACGGGCAUCGUCGAUCGAAAUAAUUCCGUCCAAACGUACCUUCCGUUAGCGUCGUUAGCGAAGGGCUUCGCGUUAUCGUUAUCGUAUUCGGCGAACUCGCUCGAAGCCCGUGAA
Temnothorax curvispinosus is the source of this 3789-nucleotide messenger RNA. RefSeq lists its product as uncharacterized. NCBI's taxonomy places the organism in Eukaryota, Metazoa, Arthropoda, Insecta, Hymenoptera, Formicidae. Bases 145 to 501 code for a protein of 118 amino acids. The transcript has 2 exons. The record is from RefSeq and is a predicted model, not a curated record.